AUGAACACCAACAACUCAAAACAAACCAAGCCAGCGGCCGCACAAAAGACUGCCUCUCCCGAAUUCGAGGCCUUUUACCUGCAGCAAGCCACCAAGGAAUUUGCCGAGGACCUGGACAAGAUCAGGGCCGCCGACGACUUCAAGAACGACGCCGUGCCCAUGCUGGUACACGCCCUCAAGCAGGGCGCUACCAUGUUCUCCCCGGCCGAGCAGGCCCGUAUCGUCGAUGGGAUGAGCGGUCGAUGA
Messenger RNA from Pyricularia grisea, 246 nucleotides. RefSeq lists its product as uncharacterized. Gene Ontology annotation, cellular component: preribosome, large subunit precursor. Lineage: Eukaryota; Fungi; Ascomycota; Sordariomycetes; Magnaporthales; Pyriculariaceae. Gene Ontology annotation, biological process: ribosomal large subunit assembly. The record is from RefSeq and is a predicted model, not a curated record. The coding region runs from base 1 to 246 and encodes 81 amino acids. The transcript has a single exon.